Molecule: messenger RNA, 870 nt
Organism: Nannizzia gypsea CBS 118893
Lineage: Eukaryota; Fungi; Ascomycota; Eurotiomycetes; Onygenales; Arthrodermataceae
Exons: 1
Coding region: 1-870 (289 amino acids)
Source: RefSeq, a predicted model, not a curated record
AUGGCUGAUUUCUACUGUGGACUUUACUUUCUCGGCUGGCUCCUUCUGCUAGCCUGCAGCAGGGCCACGGACACCCCAACCCCUACAUCCCCACAGGUCGUGGAAGUUGACCUGAUCUUUCCGCGCAACGAGACAUACGCCCCUAUCCCACUGAUGCCGGUUGUCUUUGCUGUCCAGAACUUCCACGCUGCGAAGCCGCUCUUACUGAACUUCUACUACACCCUCGACCACGUCCCUUACACCCAACCAAGGCCCCUAAUUGGCCUACGUCAUUUACAGUAUGCCAACUACACUGGCAGCAACACUCACUUUGAAUAUGACUGGACCUCCAAGCUUAAUAAUACUGAGGGCACGUGGAUCUUUACCUGGGAAUGGCGCGCAAUGAACUGCUCGCAACCUGAUGAGGCGCCGCCAGAAACCCACCCAGGACAAGGCAUACCUUUAGAGAUUGACACCGCCGGCAUGCGCAAUAUUCUUUACUUUACUACUAAACACGGGGCUAAGCAACCAGAUCUUGUUGCUGCAACGCAAGAUAACAUUUGUGCUAAGUCACAGGCUGAGACUGCGAAUAUCACGGAGAUACUAGAUGUUCCCGAGUAUGAUGAUUACCACGGCACUCAGACUACGUGCGCAUUGCUUUCGACUAUUACUCCAACUCCAAAUCCCUGUGGUGUCAAAAUAGACUCCAGUAUGGCAUCAAGUAUUUCAUACGCUAUUCAAUCAACUGCAUGUGUAGGAGGCUUGAGCCCAAAUGUGACCUGCCCACCUAGCGCUGAGACGAGGAACUCGGCACACCGCGCAGUGCAAUUUUCGGCCGGAGGCGUAGUGUUGUUGGCGGCUACCCUUGCUUGGCUCAUUUGUAUCGCAUGA